Molecule: messenger RNA, 1931 nt
Organism: Eufriesea mexicana
Lineage: Eukaryota; Metazoa; Arthropoda; Insecta; Hymenoptera; Apidae
Gene: CCT5
Product: chaperonin containing TCP1 subunit 5
Exons: 7
Coding region: 124-1758 (544 amino acids)
Biological process (GO): protein folding
Molecular function (GO): ATP binding; ATP hydrolysis activity; ATP-dependent protein folding chaperone
Source: RefSeq, a predicted model, not a curated record
CAUCCGUUACGGAUAAUAAAAUGGUCGUGUAAUUUUGAGGACAGAAGAACGUAAUAAGAACUGACGCUCUUUUUGCUAAAACUAUCUCAAACGUGAAGUGUCCGAGUUCCUUGGACGAUCAAAAUGACCGCAAUACCUGGUACUGUGGCCUUUGAUGAAUUCGGUCUACCCUUUAUUAUCAUCCGUAAUCAAGAAAAGCAAAAACGUCUAACCGGCAUUGAUGCUAUCAAGUCACAUAUUCUGGCAGCCCGUGAUGUAGCCAAUAUUUUAAAAACCUCUUUAGGUCCUAAGGGCCUUGAUAAAUUAAUGGUUAGCUCUGAUGGUGAUGUUACUGUAACAAAUGAUGGAGCAACAAUCUUGAAGAAUAUGGAUGUGGACCAUGAAAUUGCAAAACUAAUGGUUGAAUUAUCUCAAUCUCAAGAUGAUGAAAUUGGAGAUGGUACUACUGGAGUAGUGGUCUUGGCAGGUGCUCUGCUGGAACAGGCCGAACAAUUAUUAGAUAAAGGCAUCCAUCCGAUUAGAAUAGCAGAUGGUUUUGAAAUGGCAGCAAAAUGUGCAACAGAUCACUUAGCAGAGAUUGUGCAUGAUUUUGAGGGCAGUCCAGAAAACUUAGAACCUUAUAUAAAAAUUGCAAUGACAAGUCUUGGUUCCAAAAUUAUCAACAAAUGUCACAGGCAAAUGGCAGAAAUAGCUGUAAAUGCUGUAUUUGCAGUUUUAGAUCCUGUUGCACGCGAUGUGAACUUUGAAUUGAUAAAAGUAGAAGGAAAAGUGGGAGGCAGAUUAGAAGAUACUGUUCUAGUUCGUGGUGUUGUUAUUGACAAAGACUUUAGCCAUCCUCAAAUGCCUAAGAGGUUGGAGGAUGUCAAAUUAGCCAUUUUAACAUGUCCAUUCGAACCACCGAAACCAAAAACUAAGCAUAAGUUGGAUGUUACCUCAGUUGAUGAUUAUAGAGCAUUACGUGAAUAUGAACAAGAAAAAUUCACAGAGAUGGUGAAAAUGGUGAAGAAUGUUGGUGCAACCCUUGCAAUUUGUCAAUGGGGAUUUGACGAUGAAGCUAAUCAUCUCCUCCUUCAAAAUGGAUUACCUGCAGUCAGAUGGGUUGGUGGCCCAGAAAUUGAAUUAAUAGCUAUUGCCACGGGUGGUCGUAUUGUACCUCGCUUCGAAGAAUUGACACCGGAAAAACUUGGUCAUGCAGGUGUUGUUAGGGAACUAACAUUUGGAACUACUAAAGAUCGAAUGCUCGUUAUCGAAGAAUGCAAGAAUUCUCGCGCAGUUACCAUCUUUAUCCGUGGUGGCAAUAAAAUGAUCAUUGAAGAAGCGAAACGUGCUAUUCAUGAUGCAUUAUGUACAGUUCGUAAUGUAAUCAAGAAUCAGAAGAUUUUGUACGGAGGCGGUGCCGCUGAAAUUUCUUGUGCUCUUGCAUGUGCAGCAAAAGCCAAUAAGAUCAGCACCUUAGAACAGUAUGCCUUCCUUGCGUUUGCCGAAGCCCUGGAAGCUAUACCUAUGGCACUUGCUGAAAAUUCUGGCCUUUCACCUGUAAAUACUUUAGCUGACAUUAAAGUAACACAAUUGGCUGAAGGAAAUGCUAUUUUUGGUGUAGACUGUUUAAACCGUGGUACUUCCGAUAUGCAAGCGCAAAAUGUUAUCGAAACAUUAACGAGUAAAACACAACAGAUUCUAUUGGCUACACAACUGGUCAAAAUGAUACUUAAAAUCGAUGAUGUACGUUCGCCAAGCGAUGCCAACAGCGGUGCCUAAAGAAAGUUGCAAAUUUUUUACUUCGGUACUUCCAUUAUUGGAUUCUUCAACACUUCACCUUAUUUGCUUCUUCGAGCUUCAUUCACAUUUUUAAUUAAUAACUGUAUUAAAUUUAGUUAACUUUUUGUUAUCAGUAUAACUAUAAUAAUUUAUGCGACAGCAUUGCGAUACAA